AAAAGGGAUUUUACUCUCGAAGCAAAUCUAACGAGGCCUCGUUAGCGACCUUAUAUACUGUCUAUGUUAGCCACGGGUGCAUGAUUAUGCCGUGUUUAAAGCAGGUUUAAAGCGAGGUAUUGAGUGUAACAACGUCGUGCACACAACUCAGACUCCCAUCAACCCUUGCGAUCGUAUUUACAGUAAAGUAUAGGAACCAUGCUUUCGGCUGAAUGCUAGCCCGGGCUAACGUCACAGUGUAGAGUUGUUCCAAAAGUUGGAAAAGACGCUGACCCCUGAUGCUUCCUGUUAAAAAGGGCGCUGCUCUGCUCUGCUCUGCUGCUAAAUAUCUAAAUGUAGGUCACCCGCUGUCUCACAACACCUCUCUGGAUUUGCUGACAAGCGAGUAUCACUUCCUUUCUGUUAGGGGACAGGUCGGUUCUUCCCGGUUCUUCCCAGUGCAAGCAGCGAGUAUGAUAUGAUGCGACCUCAUUGUAUCAUGUGCUGAAGCUCGGUCUGUCAGUUAGAGCAGCGAUGAAGGCCGGAGUGAGGACGCAGGUUUCGGACAGAGCUGCAGCCACAGUCUGCCUCCUAACGCUGUGCCUCGGCCGUUUACACGCAGUCGCCCUCAAACCACAACUUCUCAGCAGGCUCGGUGGCUCAUCUUACUCCGCCGAGACCACCAUCAGCUAUGAAACAUUUUAUUUUGACCAGAAGAUCGAUCAUUUUGGUUUCCUAGAGGAUGGCACCUUCAAACAGAGAUACCUCGUAGCUGACAAACACUGGCAGCAGCCUGGAGGACCCAUUUUGUUCUACACUGGCAACGAAGGCGACAUCACCUGGUUCUGCAACAAUACUGGCUUCAUGUGGGAUAUUGCAGAGGAGUUGGGCGCCAUGCUGGUUUUUGCAGAACAUCGUUACUAUGGAGAGUCGCUGCCAUUUGGACAAGACUCUUACAGCGACAGCAAACACUUGAACUACCUGAGCUCAGAGCAGGCCCUGGCAGAUUUUGCAGUGCUGAUUCAGAACCUGAAGAGUUCUUCACCUGGAGCUCGCCAGAGUCCUGUCAUCGCUGUCGGAGGUUCCUAUGGAGGGAUGCUCGCCGCCUGGUUCAGGAUGAAAUACCCCAAUAUAGUUGUUGGAGCUCUGGCAGCCUCGGCACCAAUAUGGCAGUUCCCUGAUAUGGUGCCAUGUGGAGACUUCUACAAAAUAGUCACACAGGACUUUGCCAAGAGUGGCAUUAACUGUGAUGCAAACAUCAGAAAGUCGUGGAAGGCUAUUAACAAUGUCUCUUCCACUGCGUCUGGUCUUCAGUGGCUGUCAGAAGAAUUCAGUUUAUGCGCGCCUCUUAAAAGCAGCGCCGAUGCUGUCGGCUUCAAGAGCUGGCUUCAGGAGACCUGGGUGAACCUGGCCAUGGUGGACUACCCCUACCAAGCAAACUUUCUGCAGCCACUUCCUCGCUGGCCGAUCCAGGUGGUGUGCAAGUUUCUUGCUUUGGAUCCCAGCGUGUCUGACUACCAGCUGCUGCACGGUGUCUCCCAAGCAGCAAAGGUCUACUACAACUACACCGGAAGCACUUCCUGUCUCAACACAUCUCAGACAGUGACCGGCAGCCUGGGUUUACUGGGCUGGUUUUACCAGGCCUGCACAGAGAUGGUGAUGCCCAUGUGCACUGACGGCGUCCACGACAUGUUUGAACCGGAGGAGUGGAACCUGCAGGCCUUUUCUGAUGAGUGUAACGCCAUGUUUGGUGUCAGGCCACGAGCCGACUGGGCUGGCACAGUCUACGGGGCGAAGGACAUCGCCUCUCACAGCAACAUCAUCUUCAGUAACGGAGGACUCGACCCGUGGUCUGCAGGCGGAGUGACUUACAACAUAACGGAUUCUCUGGUUUCCAUCCUGAUUCCUGACGGAGCCCAUCACCUGGACCUCCGCUACAGCAAUGACCAGGACCCACCUUCAGUCCGCACAGCCCGGGUGUUAGAGGUGAUGUAUUUUCGAGAGUGGAUCAAGCGGGCUAAAAACACACGUCAAACUGCAUCAGCCCCUUAGUCCCUAAAAGCAGCACAAGUGUACCUGACCAGGAUGUCCAGGAUGUCCAGGGUUGCCUAGCUUUAAUUUGCGUGACACGGUGUGUCACAGGGUGCUCUCUGCAUCAUAAUGCCAAAGUUUAUGCCUUUUUUAAUUAAUGUUGGGGCUGAUUUCUAAUAAUUACAUUUUUAUUU
Molecule: messenger RNA, 2204 nt
Organism: Perca flavescens (yellow perch)
Lineage: Eukaryota; Metazoa; Chordata; Actinopteri; Perciformes; Percidae
Gene: prcp
Product: prolylcarboxypeptidase (angiotensinase C)
Exons: 9
Coding region: 514-2031 (505 amino acids)
Biological process (GO): negative regulation of systemic arterial blood pressure; proteolysis; angiogenesis involved in wound healing
Molecular function (GO): dipeptidyl-peptidase activity; serine-type exopeptidase activity
Source: RefSeq, a predicted model, not a curated record